GUGAGCAUUUCAAUUUUUCAAUUCUGUGUUGAGUGUGUUUAUUUUAUAUUUUCAUUAUUUAUAAUUUUCAUUAUAUUUUUCACUUGAAUACGUUGGAUUCUUCUAGAAUAGUAGAUAGAUAGAUAAUAUACAUAUAAGAAGACAUAUUUAUAGUUUGAAAAGUUUCUCCAAUUCAAUAUAAAUAAUGGGCAGACAAGAUGAGAAACCAGUGUGGAAAUUUUACAUGAGAAUCCAAAAUGAGCAAAAUAUCCAUUCAAAUUGUAGAUUUCGUGAGAAGAGGAAAAUCUCAUCAAAAUGAUAGAUCAUGACGCUUCCAUCCCCACUUCCGGCCAGCAGCAGCGCAUGGACGACAGGCGCGUGGACCGGCGGGCAGCCCCAGCAUCAGGCGGAGCACUCGGCGGCCGCCCGUUCGACAUGAGCGACCGCGGCGGCGGAGACAAGACGAGGGGCGGCAAGCAGCACCUGCGCACCGACGAGGGCGCCUUCGAUCACAAGUCUCCCCGGCCGCCGGUGCCUGGCGAGGAGCGCAGCCACUUCUCCUCCGAUUGGGGCCCCGCGACGGCGGAGCGGGGCUUCGGCAAGUCGGUCUCGCCUCCGGCUAGAAAAUAUCUCAACAAUCCCAAUGAACCCCCGGCCGCCUGCCACGCCUACGACCCGGAGGGCGGCUUCGGUUGCCGCCCCUCCUCGCGCUCCCACCCCUCGGACGUUUCCCCACCCCCCGCCUGCGUCAGGUGGGCGCAGUCGCUGCGUGCGCUGCUCCAGGACCCCGACGGCGUCAAGCUGUUCCAGCGGUACCUCGAGUCGGAGGGGCGCCACCACGCAGACACGCUGGAUUUCUGGUUCGCCUGCGAGGGGCUGCGCAAGCAGAUGGCCAAGGAGAAGAUCCAGCAGCUAGUUAAGGUUAUUUAUAAGAAAUUUUUCGUUAAAUCUGCUCUUCCAAUCGAUGAGGAGUUGAAGAAGGAAAUAGGAAAGAAUAUUAAAUCUUCUCAGUGCCUUGAGCCCCCAGUGACUUUGUUUGACAAAGCACAAGCUAUAGUUGAACAACUCAUCCAUGAGACAACAUACCCCAACUUCCUUGAAAGUGACUCGUACCUGCAAUAUCUACAAAAUGUUCAAAAUCUUAGUAGCAGUAGUAGUAGUAGCGAUUUUAGUAAUGAACUGUCAAACAUGACAAAUGUGCCGGAUCCUCUGCCAACUUUACAUGAAGAUAUGGAACUUGUAAUGAAUCCUCCUGUUCACAUUAGUCAUAAUUCAGGAACUGGUAGUGUGAGUACUGGCUAUCACACACCCAACGUUGGUGCAGGGGGGCCAGUACGUCUGACUAAAGACCUUCUGCUUAUCUCCCAGAAACACAGGGCUGUGGACGUGAGGCCUAAAUCAGAAACUUUCUUAGGUAUGUACAUGUAUCGAGGUGGCCCUGGAGCUCAUGCUGCCUAUAAUUCGUACAACCCCAACUCAAGGCAAGAUAGCGAACUCCAUUCCCUUAGUAGUCAUUCGGAUGCCAGAACGGAAUCUGAUAAUUUGUCUAUCACAGACAGUUCUGUCGAUGGAAGAUCAUUGGGUAGAUCAUCGCGCCGAAAGGCUGUUCUUGAAGCGAGGAAAACACGGGAAUAUGCUGCCCUCAACCAGGAAACAAACAUGAACCAAAUCCUAAUUCCUAGGACACAGCGUGUCGAUACCAAACAGUGUCAACCGAUGAAUCGAGACACUUUCGCCACUAUACUUAUCGAGAAAUUGGAGGCCGUCAAAAGACAUCAGGAUCAACAGGAACUGUUGGAUAGGAAACUGAAAGAGAGUGAAUCGAUGAAUUCGAUGAACGAUAUCCAAUCUCGAGAACUAGCAAAUGCCAUCAAAGAGAAAUUACAGCUAGAAGACGAUAAUGACCAGGAUAUACUGGAUCAACAUGUUUCGAGAGUAUUUUCUGACCUAACUCCAGCUAGGACACCAGGGCUAUCAAGUCCAAGACCUCAUUCACCCCCAAGAAACAGACACGUUCAGAGUUCGUAUAUGAGACCAAAGAGGAAGGAAAAAGAUGGUUUUUCUACUUUCAGUGGAGAUUCUGGAAAUGUUCAUGACUUUGCUGAUGGUUCUGAACAUAAGUUGGCGAUGGUGAAAUCAAAGAGUAUGCCCGAAUACGCCGAGGAGAGAUUUGUCAGAGGAACUUCAGGCAGACGAUCGUCGAAGAAGGCGCUCACCGACCUCACCGACAGCGGCGUAUCGGUCGUGUCGGACACGAUCCCGCCUUCGGCGCCGCCCCUCGUCAAGGACAACCGCGUGCUCGCCUGGCUGCUCGAGUCCGACAAGAGCGGCCGCGGCGCCGGUCACACGCACAGCGAGAUGUCGAUGUCGGGGCGGCCGCCUCCGCCCGCGGACAAGGCGGGCAGGCGGCGCGGCCGAGGAUUCGGCGAGCGGGCGAGCUCGCUGGAGCGAGGCCCCGCCCAGCCGUUCGUCGCCGAUCCGAGCAUGCCGCCGCUGCCGUCGCCGAAUAUCGGGGUGCAGCUGGAGGAGGCAAGACGGCGGCUGUUGGAGGAGGAUGUGAGGAGUAGGCCGAAGCAGAGGUCUUCUUCAAGUAGGUAUUAUCCGGAUAUGGCCCAAAGUAGCCAGUCAACUUUGAGAAAGUCGAUGCGAGUGUCCCGACCGAGUAUGUCUGCGCCAGUCGGAGCAGAUGAAGUAACGACCGUUGUGUUCAACUUUUGCGAAGAACAAUUCCCGUAUAGAACGAAAAUCCCAGGUACCCAAGUCACUUUGAGGCAGUUCAAGGAGUAUCUACCAAAAAAAGGAAACUACAGGUAUUUUUUCAAGACAGUAUGUGAAGAACUUGGCAACCAAGUUAUUCAGGAGGAAGUCAGUAAUGAUUCAGAGGUACUUCCAUUGUGGGAAGGGAAAAUAAUGGCUCAGGUGAAGCCAAUCGACUGAGUUCUUACAUUUUUCAGUUUAUUUGGAAAAAUGUAUGAAUGUAUUCAAAACAUUUAUUUAAUUGUCAAUUCUUAAUUUUAUGCAGAUAAUUUAUUUUUCUUUGUUGUUGAAUGUAUUUUGUUUUUAUGAGAAGGAGAAAUACAGAAUAUUUUUGUAUAGUUAGGGUUUACAAUACAAAUGUAAAAGCAGCAAAUUUUAUGAUUUAUUUUGAAUAUAAUCGUUUUCGAGGAAUGAAAUCUAUUCUUGUUUUGCAUAAAUAAACCCAAACUGAGUUAUUUGAAGAGGGAUAUUCUCGCAUGUAUAUGCCUAACAUUGAACCCAACAGAAAUUAUGUCCAGAAAAUAAUUGUCUAGUUUUGAAAAAUUAUAAUAUUUUUAUUUGUAUGAUCAGUCCAUGGAUAUUUUUGGAAUUUGGAUUCAAUAAAAUUAUAAUUCAACACAAAUUGUAUCACCCAUCGGGACAUUUCUUAAAAUUCCUAUUCAUGGUCGCUGCCGGGUGUCACAUAUAGGUGACAGAAGGGUAUGAACGUAAGUUAUAUGAACUUCUUAUUCUAUCUGUCUGUGCUGUUGUUCUGUUCAAGGUAGUAUGAUCUACUAGUAGGCCUGGCACACUUUCAGCUAACAUUUAUAGAUUGUACGGUGUUUCGUUUUUUAUAUGUGAUGGAUACACCAAUAUCCUGGCUAACAUUUUCUUUUGUGCAUCGAACUUUUUUACAAACAAUCACAUAUGAACAAUUUGUUUUCAUCUAUAAUAUUCUCAUGUCUUGAAUGAAGCUGAGUUAGUUGAAACUCUUGCUUCUGAUGAAUUAUGGUCGAUAGACCAGCGUCACAAAUAUGUGACAGCAGGAGAAACAGUGUUAUUCAUGUUGCUGAAAUCAUCAUACAACUAAACAGUUACAACAGAACUCACAGUAUUUAGCGGAAACAAACAAAUUACCUCUCUGGUCUGUGGUGUCUGUUUGCUUGAUUGCUCCUGGUAGCGAACCUGUUCAAUUUGUUAUAUACUAUCAAAACUUGAAUUUUCGAGAAACAAAAAUAUUCUCUUCUCUGAAAACAUUUUCAGAGGUUUUUACUUAAACAUGGUGUAAGUUUCAGAUUUUUUGUAAAAAGUAGUGUUGUCUUUUGCAUAUAAUUUAUUUAUUGUUAUUUUUAAGAAAUAGUAAUAUUUUUUUAAAUUGUUGAAAAAAUAUGAUAACAACGAUUUUUGUAUAAUAGUAUUUUGUAAUUAGACUUAGAAA
This is a messenger RNA of Phaedon cochleariae (mustard beetle), 4153 nucleotides long. The record is from the annotation of a GenBank genome assembly. NCBI's taxonomy places the organism in Eukaryota, Metazoa, Arthropoda, Insecta, Coleoptera, Chrysomelidae.